AUGCACAGGCGCAAUGUGGAUGACAGCGCUUCGAAGGCCCAAGCUCAAGUCCAGUGCUCUAGCUCUUACAUGAAGAUCGUGAAGGGAGAGGAUGACGGCAAAGAGAAUCAAGGUCCUCAAGCAGCAUCUCGGAUGAGCUGCUUCUCUCCUCUGCCAAACUCCUGGAGUCCUCUUCGACUUUCAAAGCUCCGGUCGCCAACCAACGGCGAGGAAAGCCUUAUGCGCAGCAAUCUUCAUAGUCAGCCUGCCUGGAAGGAUCCGAAACCUUCUAGUCCUGGCGAUGAAGACCUUUCUCAGGCAGACACGCCAGUGGAUUAUCAGGAUUACGACAACUUUGCCCCCAUCCACGACGCAAGCACCACCAAGUGUUCAUUCGCCUUUUCGAUCCGAGAACUUCAUGGUACUCAACACAUCCGAUAA
Molecule: messenger RNA, 420 nt
Organism: Guillardia theta CCMP2712
Lineage: Eukaryota; Cryptophyceae; Pyrenomonadales; Geminigeraceae
Exons: 1
Coding region: 1-420 (139 amino acids)
Source: RefSeq, a predicted model, not a curated record